AUCUUCAUUUCAUUCAUUCUGUUUGCAUCAAUAGAGUUGGUCGCGUCUUUGUUUUGCCAGUUUCGUACUGUCAUGUUCAAUCGUUGCCAUAGUAUUUUUAAAAUCGAAUUAUAAUUUAAUACGCAUUUAAGUUCAACAAAAAAAAAAUGAUUUUGUAAUUAAAAAUAUGUUUUUUAAAUAAUUUAUUACAGUAAACCAGUAACAGGCUCGAAUCUCAGUGAAGAUUAGUCUGCAGGUAUUACAUUAUCUCAUAACGCGGACAUCUCGAUGUCUGAAUUGUCUGAUAACCGAAUUGCUUUAGUUUGUUCCGCCGUUUAAUACGUAACAGUCGCUGGCUUCAUAGUCGUGAUGUGCCGAUAACGUUCAACAAAGAACAGCAUCAGUGAUAAUUCGUGAACUUUAAAAAGAACAGUUUUCAUACUUAUUGCGUUUUUUUUUUCGCGGCAAAAUCAUGGCGAGCUACGUGCCAGAAUAUUUGUCCAAUUUUGUGGAAGAAUUAGAUGAACAUCCGUGGAUUUUCGCUUCGCUGGCGUCGAUGCUGGUCGGUUUAAGCGGCAUCUUACCGCUAUUCAUCAUUCCACUGGAUUCUUCAGCCACAUUCGAAGAUGGGCCCGGGGCAGCCACACUUCGGAUCCUGCUCAGUUUCGCUGUAGGCGGUCUACUGGGCGAUGUCUUCCUCCACCUACUACCAGAAGCGUGGGAAAAUGAUAUGGCCAACACUAAAGCGGGACAGCACGUUUCUCUCAAGAGCGGUCUGUGGUGUCUGUUCGGCAUGCUGGUCUUCAUAGUCGUGGAGAAGCUGUUCUCGGUGGACGAGCACAACGACGGCGAAGAGGAGGAGGAGAAGCAGAACGGCGCAAUAAAGCAGAUAGAGAUCGAAGAGAUCGAGAAACUGCUCGAGAUCGAAAGGAAACAUCGGGGAGUCGAUAAGGGGAUCUGCAAUGGAACCGUGACCGCCAAGCAGAUAUAUGACUCUUGUAUCUUCAAUAAUAACACUAAAGGCGAAGGAGGAUGUUGCAGCAUGCCUACAAGCAACGCUGGAGCCAGCGGCCGCUGUAAGGGCUCCUCUCGUUGGAUGGGACGCUGCUUGCUUCGGGAAGCUCGGGAGAAAGCACUCCGGGCCAGUAAAGAGAAAACUGAGAAAAAAGAUGUGGCGGGCUAUUUGAAUCUGAUGGCGAACUCGAUCGACAACUUCACCCACGGACUCGCGGUCGGGGGCUCGUUCCUCGUCGGGUUCCGGGUCGGAGUUCUCACCACCUUUGCCAUAUUAGUGCACGAGAUCCCGCACGAGGUGGGAGACUUCGCCAUACUGCUGAAGAGCGGGUUCUCCAGGUGGGAGGCCGCCAAAGCACAACUGGCCACGGCGACGGCGGGGCUGGUGGGCGCCAUGACGGCCGUCGUGUUCAGCGGCGCCAGCAAUUCGCUCGAAGCGAAGACCUCGUGGAUCGUGCCGUUCACGGCGGGCGGGUUCCUGCACAUCGCGCUGGUGACGGUGCUGCCGGACCUGCUGCGGGAGCACUCCAAGCUGGAGUCCCUCAAGCACUUCGCGGCGCUCGCCCUCGGCAUCCUGCUCAUGCACACCCUCACCACGUACUUCGGGUAGACCACAAGUAGCGGUAGGCAGCGGCUCGGCUCUGCCCCUGGCAUUGCUGAAGUCCAUGGGCGACGGUAACCACUCACCAUCAGGUGGGCCGUAUGCUCAUCUGCCUACAAGGGCAAUAAAAAAAAAGUAGAUGAUAGGAUCCUCCUAGCCGUCUACAUACCACAAGUAGAUAGGUUGUCAUUUAUGAGAUUUUGUGAUUGCGUUUGCAAGUAAAAAUAUAAUAUUUUAGUUCAAAAUUAUUGAAACAAUGUAUCGGAUAUAAUGUUUUAAAUAUAUUUUUUUAAACUUUCAUCACGAUUAUACAGUAUAUAAAUUUAAAGAAAAACAUAUUUGCUCGUAGAAUUCAUAGAGAGAUGUAAUCAAUAGAUAUAUUUUUGUAAAAAAAGUUAACCAUUUAAAAAGUAUUAUUAUAUAUCGAAUAUUAGGAUAGAUUUAGCGUUUUAAACAAUAUUCAAUGUGUUUACUUGUAAUAUGAAAUUUUCUUCGUUUUUUAAUAACCCUUGUACAAACUUUGUCUCAUAAUCUUUGGAUGGUACGUAUUUCCUUCCUAUAAAUAUGCAUAUAUACUAGGAUACCCGACAGAUGUACUCCUGUCUUAAAUUUGAAAAUACCAAACCUUUUUUUUACAACAAAGUAAAUUAAAAAGCUUUUUUAAUGGUCAAAUUGUCAAAUUUGAAACAUAAUCGAAUUCACUAGAACUUUAUCACAAAAUUUUUUUAUCAAAAUCGCUUCAGCCGCUUCGUAGGAGUUAGCUGACAUACAUACGGACAAAAUGAUUAUAUAUAUUUCAUACUUCAAACGAAUCCGGGACUAUCGACAAUCCGAACGUGAUCUGUUGAUUCCUCCC
This is a messenger RNA of Bombyx mandarina (wild silkworm), 2450 nucleotides long. It is a transcript of the gene Zip99C, whose product is annotated as Zinc transporter Zip99C. Lineage: Eukaryota; Metazoa; Arthropoda; Insecta; Lepidoptera; Bombycidae. Gene Ontology annotation, molecular function: zinc ion transmembrane transporter activity. Gene Ontology annotation, cellular component: membrane. Gene Ontology annotation, biological process: zinc ion transmembrane transport; intracellular zinc ion homeostasis. The record is from RefSeq and is a predicted model, not a curated record.